Messenger RNA from Aegilops tauschii subsp. strangulata, 807 nucleotides. Lineage: Eukaryota; Viridiplantae; Streptophyta; Magnoliopsida; Poales; Poaceae. The record is from RefSeq and is a predicted model, not a curated record.
AUGACGGCGUUCAUCGCCGGCCAGAAAAUCUUGUGUCCACUGUUCUUCUUCUUCCACCUCCGUUUGACACCGCCACGCACGCGCCCGCUCGCCCCCUGCUUCAGCUACUCUGCACAACCUCCGCUGCCGCGCCCUCCCCGGUUCCCUUUUGCGCUCGCCGCCAACGCCUGCUCGCACCGCCCCUGCCGACGCGCCCGCCCAUCGCGGUCAGGCCUCGCCCGCGCGCGCGUGGCCGCGCCCCCGUUCGGUCGAUGCUGCUCUCUGCUCGUCCGCCCAUACCUGGUGCACCCCUGCUCGCCCCGACCGCCCGCGCGCCCGGCUGCGCGGUGCUGCGCCCGGCCACGCCCGUGCCCCGCCACUGCUCGUAGAGGCCACCCCGCCGGAGCUCCGCCUAGUGCUGCUGCCACCGCUGCUUCUGCAUCGCUGCUAGCCGCCCUCGCCCGCGCUGAUCUCUGCCCGCUCGCUCGCGCUCGCCGCAUCGCCCAGCCGCCCCUGACCUCGCUCGCGACCACUACCCGCCGCCGUUGGCUGCCGCUCGCCCGGCCGCGCCCGCCCCCGACCGGCGGCCCCUGCUGCCUACUCGAGUCCCUGAGCUCGCCCACGCGCGCCCGCGACCCCUGGCCUCUCCGGCCCGCGCCGCCCUCUCCCGGCCGAGCCCCGCCGUGGCUCGCCGAUGGCCGUGCUGCUCCUUCUGCCUGUGUGCGCGUGCGUACUGUGUGUGUGUGUGUUAGGUUAGUCUGCAUGGAAGCAUAUUAUCUAAAAAAUGAAGGAAGCACGCCACCUGAUAGUGCUGCGAUUUACUACUGA